AUUCGAGAGGACCACCAGGGGUGCGCACACCACCACUCAAAACGUCACCGGUUCAACAUUCAUUAUUGCUCGUGGUUUCCUUGCUCCAGCGUUUCUUUACCCCAGCUAGUCACCAUGGCCUCUCAAACAAAUGGCCACGAUAGACGGCCCUCCGCAGCUUCGAGAUUUCCAACGGCGCCCUCGAUCAUGACGAUGAACGGCCACUUUGCCGGAGUUGGGGAUGCCCCAACAAAGGAGCAAUAUGAGCAUGGCAUACAAGUUAUCGAUGAGGAAAAGGCAUUCAAUCCGCAUCUCAACACAUAUCUCCAACUCACCAAAGUCGCACAAUCUGGCUUCAACUACCAUCUGAUUUCGGUCUUCGGCUCCCAAUCCACUGGCAAAUCGACAUUGCUGAACCACCUCUUUGGUACCGCGUUUGGUGUGAUGUCCGAGACGGAAAGGCGACAGACAACUAAAGGAAUAUGGAUGUCGAAGAACAAGAGGGAAGGGGCGCAGAUCCCAGAGUCGCAGAAGAUGGCCGACAACAUAUUGGUAAUGGAUGUCGAGGGUACGGAUGGCCGGGAACGUGGAGAGGACCAAGACUUCGAGAGAAAGAGUGCCCUAUUCGCCUUGGCUACAAGUGAGGUUCUGAUUGUCAAUAUUUGGGAGCACCAGGUUGGGCUAUAUCAAGGCGCCAAUAUGGGAUUGUUAAAGACAGUUUUCGAAGUCAAUUUGCAGUUGUUCUUGAAGGAUAAGCAAUCAAACCCUCGGUCCCUCCUAUUCUUUGUCAUACGCGAUCACUUAGGAGCUACACCAUUAGCAAACCUUCGAAAUACUCUUAUUGCAGAUUUAACAAAUAUCUGGUCUACGCUUUCAAAGCCUAAAGGCCUCGAGAAGUCGCGCAUAGAAGACUAUUUCGAUUUUGCGUUCUCUGCACUACCUCAUAAAAUCCUCCAGCCUGAGAAGUUCUUGACGGAGGUAGAGAAGUUGGGAACCAGGUUCAGAACUGGUCAUCGCACAGCUAAGCAAAAUGGCCUUAACGACCAUGAAUUCGAGGGUGGAGUAUUCUUGCCCGAGUACCACCGCAGGAUUCCGGCCGAUGGAUUCUCUGUAUAUGCCGAGGGUGUUUGGGACCAGAUUGUGAAUAAUAAGGACUUGGAUUUACCAACACAGCAAGAACUUUUGGCACAAUUCAGAUGCGACGAAAUAUCACGAGAGGUCCUGGAAGCAUUCGACCUCGCCAUUGCGCCCCUCGAAGAGCAACAAGCGGAUGGGAUUAGAACUGGUAAACCUAAAGUAUUGAAGGACUUGGGUGUUUCCGGAAAAGCCGCCCGUGUGAAGAGUAUCAAGGCCUUUGAGACGGAAGCCAGCAGAUACCACAAGGGUGUUUAUGCUCGCAAGCGUGUGGAACUGGAGGGGAAGAUUGAUAUUCGACUGAAGGCUCUGUACCAAGGGCAGCUUUCAGCGGCUCAUAAAUCAGGGGUCGCGACUUUCAGUGAUGCUGUUUCUACAGCUGUCAAAGCGGGUCAGAAGAAGGGUGCUUCCUACGAAUUCGCGGAGAUUGUGGAUCGCGAGAAAACGAUUGCUCUGAAGCAAUUUGAGGCUGAAGCCAAAAGUCUUGCUAUCGAGGGCGUGUCGUGGAGCAAUUUCAAGCAGCAGUACAACUUAUAUGAAAAGGAUCUGGACGAAGUGAGUGCAAGUUUACGCAAGGAAGAAAUGCGACGACUUGCGACUCGAGUGGAGAGAUGGGUGCGAUCAAGGUUAGGUGACUCUGUUGGCCUUGAAUUCAACAAGUUGGGUUCGGGCCGAGGCGGAAGUGGCGCCCCUGAGACAGGAGAGAGACCGUCGGAGAAAGAUCUCUGGGACAGGAUAUGGACCUUGUUCACAGCCACCGUCAAAGAGGCAGAAACCCGCUUCAUAGAGCGCGCCAAAAGUUUCGAUGCGGAUCAAGAUGAAAUUGAAGUUGGACUGUGGAGAUUGCGACGAAAGAGUUGGGGUGUAUUGAAAGCAAAGAUUGAUGAGGAAGUGAUGGAAGGCAAUAUUCUGCUCAAGCUCCGAGAGAACUUUGAGGACAAGUUCCGUUACGACGAGGCUGGUGUGCCAAGGAUAUGGCGACCAACUGACGAUAUCGAGGGGAUGUACACCAAAGCGAAGGAUUCGACUCUCACAUUGAUUCCUUUACUCUCGAGAUUCCGACUUUCGGAAACUUAUGCACCUCCAGACCUUCCAGAGUGGAUUGGCAAUGCACCAGCUACCGUCGAUGCAAAGGAUGAGGAAGACCUGGUUCCUAUUGGUGGGUUGGACGAGGAAGAAGGCAAGAGUCUCGAGGAAGAGAUGACAAUUCUCAGCGAAGCCAAGCGCCAAGAUCUUGUUGUGAGAUUCAAGAAGACUGCCGAUGGUGUAUAUGUGGAAGCAAAGCGCAGCGCUAUCGGCGGCGUGGCGCAGGUCCCCUUGUACUUCUACGGUUUGCUUCUGGCGUUGGGCUGGAAUGAGAUCGUUGCUGUUCUUCGAAAUCCUGUCUACUUCAUCUUCCUCAUCCUUCUUGGUGUUGCUGCCUAUGUUACUUAUACAUUGAAUCUCUGGGGGCCAAUGCUACGCAUGGCGAACGCGGCCUCGGCUCAAGCAAUUGAGAUCGGCAAGGAGAAGCUAAGAGAAUUCUUGGAAAACUCUGAGACUGGGCGACAGGCCAUAGGCAUGAGAGCACGGGGUGAUAGUGAUACGAUCAGUCUGAAUACUCUGGAUAGCAGGGGCAAAAGAAAGACUUCUGUUGAGGAUGACGACGACGAUGAAAUAUAGGCAUGAUGGCGUCUCUUUGGGCUUUUGUAUAUUGGGGGGAGGCUCACGGACUGCAUAGCGGUUGUACUUUACAGAUAGGCUGGUGUAAUAUGGGCGGGUCUGAAGAAUCACAUAUGCCAGAUUUGAAAAGCUGUACCCUGACAGACUGCAUGUCUGAAUGUUAAUGUUCGACUGUCAGUACUCGAUGCUAGCAAAGUAGCGGUAGCCCAUAAUCUCUCGGAGCCAGACAUUCAGAUCUCAGGAUGUCUCAAUUUGUAGUCCUACUUGUCGAGCCUCGAAUUUCUUCUUUCAAGUUGGGACAUUGAGCUCAUAUAGUAAAGUUUGUAAAGGGAG
This is a messenger RNA of Mollisia scopiformis, 3108 nucleotides long. Its product is annotated as root hair defective 3 GTP-binding protein. The transcript is spliced from 4 exons. Gene Ontology annotation, cellular component: endoplasmic reticulum. The record is from RefSeq and is a predicted model, not a curated record. Gene Ontology annotation, biological process: endoplasmic reticulum membrane fusion. The coding region runs from base 115 to 2775 and encodes 886 amino acids. NCBI's taxonomy places the organism in Eukaryota, Fungi, Ascomycota, Leotiomycetes, Helotiales, Mollisiaceae. Gene Ontology annotation, molecular function: GTP binding; GTPase activity.